AGAAGAAAAGAGAAGAGAGGAGGGGGAGGAGGAGGAUCAGGGGAGACGCAAGGAGGGAGGGAUCUAACUCUUGUAGCGUGGCCGGGUGUCUCAAUGAAAGAACCCCACUCUCUUCCUUUUCCUCUCUCCCUCUCUUUAAACAGCCAGAGUGUGUCUCGUGCGGCCAGCAGGCACAUGUCUAAGGAUAACAGAGGGAGAAGGGACAACAAAGCCUGGGAGUUGCAGCAAUGCUUUACCUUCCUAUGAAGCUGAACUAAAGGAAUACCACUUCCUUGCACUCCGGAUUUUCCGUGAAUUCUAUUUUGGUUUCGUUUCUUUUUUAAAAAAUGAGAUUUGCCCUCCAGUGGCAAAGUGGAUUUAUUUAUUAUGUGGAUUUUACAAACUAGAGUAUGAAAAAUAGUUUGCUUCACCCUGUUCAACGUCAGUCCACUUUUCUUUUGUGAUCCCUAAUAUUGUCUUUUUUACAACGUGACGGUUGCCCUCUCUGUCAGUGGACAGGAAGUGGAUUUUCACACACCACCAGGACUUAUGGGAUAUGGGUGCCACCAAAAAACCCAGACUGAAGUAGCCUCCAGGAUGCUGGCAGUUCCAUCUCUACCUUCAACCCAUAGAAGGUGCGAUUAGGCGGGGCUAAGAUAGCAUUUGAGUGAGAGACAGAGAGCCAGUGGGACAGUCAGGCAUCCUCCGAGGCCCAGACAGUCAGAGAGACCCUGUUACAGCAAAGGAAACCACAGACUGCAGGCUUCUGGCUAGAUUAAACAAGGGUGUUUUUAAGUUAUUAUGGAAAAAUAGUAUGAUUUUCAUACCAACUUGAAGGCAGGUGUGAGGCUGUUUACAUAUACACACACAAACACACACGCACGCACGCACGCACGCAAACACACACACACACACACACACACACACACACACACACACACACACACACACACACACACAGAUACACACACAAACACACACACACACACACACACACAGAUAUGCGCUGGCGCACACAUAAACCUACAUAGACAUGCAAUUAUGUCAAACUUAAAAAAUAUAAUUAUAAACCAAUGCAUUUUAACCACAUUUUAAGAAAGGAAUCUUUGCACCUCAGACUGGGUUUUGGUUUCUCCAAACUGUAACUAGACAACUAGUUGUGAAGGUGGGUUCUCCAGCCUACUGCUGUCACACACUUUCCUCUGGUUUUAUGAUCACACAGAUUGUACUACUUUAGAGCGUGCCAUUUAACUGUACACUGAGGGAGCGAGUCCAACCUAUUAGCUACUCUAUAUCUACUGCAUAACUUAACCCAGCAAAAGUUUGACGAUCUACAAUAUGACCCUGAGAAGCAACCUGCUGGUGGUACCGUGGCCGGUCCAGCGCACAUCCUCCUACCUCCUCCCGCUGCUCCUGCUGCUGCUCCUCCAUGCCUGGAGGGGGAGCUGUCACCCCCAGUGCCUGGACUACAAGCCCCCCUUUGAGCCGCACCGGCCCCUGGUCUUCUGUAAGGAGUACAGCAAGUUUGGAUGCUGUGACCUGGAGCAGGACGAGGAGGUGUCAACCCGCUUCUACACCGUCAUGGAUUUCUUUGACUACUCAGGCUUCACCGCCUGUGGCAAGUUCAUACGCAGCAUUCUCUGCCAGGAGUGCUCCCCGUACGCCGCCCACCUGUUUGACGCAGAGGACGCCAACACGCCCAUGCGGGUGCUGCCUGGCCUGUGCAGGGACUACUGCUCCGACUACUGGCACCAGUGCCGCUACACCCUCAGCCUGGCCCUUGAGGUCCUGGGGGGCACCGCCCGUGCCCAGGGGCUGGUGGGCUCCCCGGCCCAGAUCACCAACCUCACGCUGGGCCUGGAGGAGGACCGCGGAGCCUUCUGUGACUUCCUGGAGCUGAAGGACAAGCAGUACUGCUACCCCAACGUGCUGAGCAACGCGGAGCUCAACGCUAACUUGGGCUCGGUGCGCGAGGACUCCGAGGGCUGCCUGGAGCUGUGCCUGCAGGAAGUGGCAAACGGGCUCCGCAACCCCGUGGCCAUGAUCCACGCCAACGACGGCAGCCACCGCUUCUUCGUGGCCGAGCAGCUGGGCUACGUGUGGGUGUACCUGGCCAACGGCUCCCGGGUGGACCGGCCCUUCCUCAACCUCACCCAGGCCGUGCUCACCUCCCCCUGGGCCGGAGACGAGCGGGGGUUCCUCUGCAUCGCCCUCCACCCCAGCUUCACCACAGUCCGCAAGGCCUACGUCUACUACUCUGUAUCGGUGAAGAAACAGGAGAAGAUACGCGUCAGUGAGUUCACACUGUCCACCCACGAUGUAAACCAACUGGACCACGCAUCAGAGAGAACCAUCCUAGAGGUAGCGGAGCCGGCGUCCAACCACAACGGAGGACAACUCCUCUUUGGGGAGGACGGCUUCCUGUACAUCUUUAUCGGAGAUGGCGGCCGUGCGGGGGACCCCUUCGGAAAGUUUGGCAAUUCUCAGAAUAAGUCUACUCAUCUGGGCAAGGCCCUUCGCAUCGACGUCAACGACAACGACGAUGGGGCCCCUUACAGCAUUCCUCCAGACAACCCCUUCCUGGCAGAGCCCAACGCCAUGCCUGAGAUCUAUGCAUACGGUGUGCGCAACAUGUGGCGUUGCUCCGUGGACCGUGGCGACACGGCUACGGGCCGUGGGCGUGGCCGCUUGUUCUGCGGCGACGUAGGACAGAAUAAAUACGAGGAGGUGGACCUUGUGGUCAAAGGUGGAAACUAUGGAUGGAGAGCCAAGGAAGGCUUCAGUUGCUAUGACCGAAAACUCUGUAAAAACUCCACGCUGGAUGACAUCCUCCCGAUUUUCGCCUACCCCCACAAGCUGGGCAAGUCGGUGACUGGAGGCUACAUCUACAGAGGCUGCCAGAUGCCCAACCUCAAUGGCCUCUACAUCUUCGGGGACUUCAUGAGCGGCCGUCUGAUGUCUCUAAAGGAGAACACCACGACCGGUGAAUGGCACUACAACGAGAUCUGUAUGGGCAAAGACCAGACCUGCCGAUUCCCCAAGCUGAUCAACAGCUACUACAAAUACAUCAUCUCCUUUGCUGAAGACGAAGCAGGCGAGCUGUACUUCCUAGCGACGGGCACUCCCAGUGCCUCAGCGAGAGCGGGAGUCAUCUACAAGAUUACGGACCCGUCCAAGAGGGCGCCCCCCGGGAAGUGUAGCAUCAAGCCGUCCCCGGUCAAGGUCAAGGGAAAGCUUGUUCACUUCCACCCUAAGGAAGAGUUUGUCAUUAACAAGAAGCCAACGACAACAGCUGCACCGACGACAACCACAAGAAAAACAACAACAACCACAAGAAAAACAACGACAGCAACAAGGAAAGCGACGACAACCACGAGAAAAGCGACGACAACGGCAGCGACGCCGACAAUGGCCCAGAGAACAAUGACUCGCAAAACAGCAACGGCGGCAAGAAACACAACCACUACAAGAGCAACCCCCAUUGCGCAGAUCACUAUGGCAACAACAACCGGCCGCAGGCCGACCGUGGCGGCCAUCAGACCGAGCGACAGGCCGACCACUAGGCCUUCGGUUAAAGCCAACGGGAGAAAGGCCCCGACCACGUCCCUGGGAGUGGCCAGCAGCCACAGACCAGGUUAUCGCUCAACCACCCUGACCCCCACCUCCUCACCCAGCUCCACCAUCGUUCACUACACCCGCUCCCGUUACCCCCUGGCGUCUCCUCCUCCUUCGCCCUCCCGCCCCGUCAGGCCGACCCCCACCACCUCCAGGCCCCGGCGACCAACGGCCAACACCACCCUGUCCAGAGCCCAGCUAGAGAAGCUGCUGCUGGCAGAGAAGCAGGCGACUGCCGGGGAGGGGAACCAGGUCCACAAGACCCCAACCGGGGACACAGGCGCUGGGGGGAGAGCCAGGACCUAUAACCGGGGCACCGGAGGAAGAAGGCUGCGGGCGGGCUCGGUGCGGCUGGUGAGCGCGGACGGGCUGAUGGACCGUGGCCGCGUGGAGGUGUUCAUCCGCGGCGAGUGGGGCUCGGUGUGCGACGACCUGUUCAACAGCAAGGCGGCGGCCGUGGUGUGCCGGCAGAUGGGCUUCAGCGCGGCGCUGGCCGUGAAGAAGAGGGCGGCCCUGGGGGGCGCGGGGGACGCCGUGCGGAUCCUGCUGGACGACGUGGAGUGCCGCGGAAACGAGGGGUCCCUGCUGGAAUGCAAGAGGUCGAAGGUCGGGAAGCACAACUGCUCCCAUCAGGAGGACGUGGGGGUGGUUUGCGGUUAUGACACGGGGGAGGAGUGAGGGGGAUGGGGGGAGACGGGAAGAUGAAGGAGAAGAGAAGAUUGGACACUUCAUUGACAAUUACCCGAUAAAAGCGUCAAACAGCAGGUCUGAGGUACUUCCAUUGAAGAGCGUACUCUGAUACUGUGAAGUAAGAAGACCACUGUAGGAUCUAACACUUUCACACGUAGCAAAAGUAUGAAUGAAUGUAGACAAGACUUUAACAUCCAACACCUCAACACAAUUUAUUUCACCGCUAGUGCCAAAAUUGAUGAAUGUAUUUUCUUUUAUUUUCACCACAAUUUCACCAUUUAAAAAGAAGUAUGUAUAUUUCUCAAAAAUAGUCCUCAUGCAUGCAGGAGGGAACAGAUGAAAACAAAAGGGAAGUAAAAUACCAGAAGGUGUUUACUUCUAACUUUGUUUUAAAACACCAGGUAGCUUGUAUUGGCCUGUAUUUUUAUGGGUUAUAUUUGUGAUAUUGGGCAUUCAGCUCUGCAUAUGAAGCAUUGUUUGUUUUGUUUUGUUUGCACAUUCAUUUUACUGCUUGCAAGUCGGUUGUCAUUCUACAAUCUGUGAGCCAAUAUUUCUUGAAUACCAAGAUUUACCUUUUCACUGUCUGCACACCAACAUAUUUAUCCUGCCAGGUUUAAAGUUUUAAAUUCCAUAAUAAAGUAAUGCUGGACAUUCUGUAAGAAUAUUAAAUAAAUAGUAAUGUUUCACGUUGUAGUAACAUGAAUAUAUGUUGGAUAUUGAAUACAAUUGUGUGUUGCUUUGCUGCUAGAA
Molecule: messenger RNA, 5034 nt
Organism: Gadus morhua (Atlantic cod)
Lineage: Eukaryota; Metazoa; Chordata; Actinopteri; Gadiformes; Gadidae
Product: HHIP-like protein 1
Exons: 14
Coding region: 1318-4272 (984 amino acids)
Cellular component (GO): membrane
Source: RefSeq, a predicted model, not a curated record